CACGAGCUGCCCCCCGAGGAGCUGCCCAUCAACGAAUCACCCCCCGACGAGCUGCCCCCCGAUGAGUCGCCCCCCAAGUCUCCCCCCAACGAGCUGCCCCUUGAAGAGCUGCCCCCCGAUGAGCUGCCCCCCAAUGAACCACCCCCCGAUGAGUUGCCCUCUGGGGAACCUCCUCCCGAAGUUCUGCCCCCCGAAGAGCCUCCCCCCGACAAGCUGAGCCCCGAAGAGCCUCCCCCUGAUGAGCUGCCCCCCGAAGAGCCACUCCCCAGUGAGCUGCCCUCUGAGGAGGACCUGAAGCCACCAGGUCUCCUUCCUGAGGUGGCAGUGGCAGAGGAAGCACCAGCCCUGGCUCCGGAGGUGCCCCCUGAGGAGGAGAUGGAGCUGGAGCCGGAGCCCUCGCUGCCCCCUGAGAUGACCCCUCCACCCUCAGCUCCCCCAGCUCUCCGCGCCAUCUCUCCCGUGCGACCCCCAGACCCCUCCCCUGACGCCAAGGAGGACGAGGUGCCCGAACCUCCCACCCCAGCCCUGCCCGAGCCCCCUGGCAGCCCCGGCACCGCCAUGGACACCGAGCCCCCCAGCUCCCCACCACCCCCCCUGGGCUCCCCUGUGGUCACCCUGGCCCCCGCCGAGCCCCCCGAGGACGAGGAGAUGGAGACGGCCGGCGGUGAGGGGGAGUCCCCAGCCAGCCCCCCCGGAGAUGCCCCCCCUGGCAGCCCAGCCCCGGAGCUGGGGCCCUUCCCGGGCCUGCCUGAGGAGGAGGAAGAGGAGGAGGAAGAGGCGCCGAGGCUGGAGCGGGAGGGCACCAGCGGCAGCUCCCCGCCGCUGAGCGAGGAGGAUGCGGUGGAGGAAGGCCGGGCCGGGGGAGACCCCGAAGCCAAGGGGUCCCCCCUCCUCCUGGAGCCAGAAGAGCUGGGCCCCGAGACCCCCAUGGAGGUGUGCACCGCCGGCGAGAAGCUGCUGGGGCGCGGGGACGAGGGGUGCCCCGAGCCCCCCGCCCUGCGCCCGCGGCCCGACAUCCUCAACGAGAUCUCCAACCUGAGCCAGGGGGACACGAGCAGCAGCUUCCCCGGCUCGGAGCCGCUGCUCUGCUCCCCGGACCCCGAGGGCGGGGGGUCUCUGUCCCCCGAGCUGGGCCCGGCCUCGGCCGACGCCAGCCUGCAGAAGGAGGACGGGGGGUCGCUGCCCUUGGGCGCCGAGACCGACGACUCGCUGCUCUUCGAGCCGGCAGCCAAGGGAGACGGGGACAAGGGCCGGCGCCGCAGCUCCCCGGGGCGCUCCCGGGUCAAGCAGGGUCGCAGCAGCAGCUUCCCUGGGCGGAGGCGCCCCCGAGGUGGGUCCCACGGGGGCCGGGGCCGGGGCCGUGCGCGCCUGAAGUCGACCACCUCGUCUGUUGACACUUUAGCACUCGCUGACGUGGAGAGCUCGCCCAGCAAGGAGGAGGACGAGGACGAUGACGACACCAUGCAGAACACGGUCGUCCUCUUCUCCAACACCGACAAGUUUGUGCUCAUGCAGGACAUGUGCGUGGUGUGCGGCAGCUUCGGGCGCGGGGCCGAGGGGCAUCUCCUCGCCUGCUCCCAGUGCUCCCAGUGCUACCACCCCUACUGUGUCAACAGCAAGAUCACCAAGGUGAUGCUGCUGAAGGGCUGGCGCUGCGUGGAGUGCAUCGUGUGCGAGGUGUGCGGCAAAGCCUCGGACCCCUCGCGCCUCCUGCUCUGCGACGACUGCGACAUCAGCUACCACACGUACUGCCUGGACCCCCCGCUGCAGACCGUGCCCAAGGGCGGCUGGAAGUGCAAGUGGUGUGUGUGCUGUGUGCAGUGCGGGGCCGCGUCCCCCGGGUUCCACUGCGAGUGGCAGAACAACUACACCCACUGUGCGCCCUGUGCCAGCCUCGUCGUGUGCCCCUUCUGCCGCGAGAAGUACGUGGAGGACGACCUGCUCAUCCAGUGCCGGCACUGCGAUCGGUGGCUGCACGCGGCGUGCGACAGCCUCUUCACCGAGGAGGAGGUGGAGCAGGCUGCGGAUGAAGGCUUCGACUGCAGCGCCUGCCAGCCCUACGUGAUCAAACCCGCGCCCGUGCCUCCCGCAGAGAUGGCCAAGGCCAAGGAUCCGGAGCCCCAGUAUUUCCGCUUCGAGGGCGUGUGGCUGACGGAGACGGGCAUGGCCGUGCUGCGCAACCUGACCCUGUCGCCCCUGCACAAGCGGCGGCAGCGCAAGGGCCGCCCCGGAGCCCUCAACGGGGACGGGGGGCUCGAGGGGGGCGACCCCCUGGGCCCUGAGGACAAGAAGGACGGUGACCUGGACGCCGACGAGCUGCUCAAGGCUGAGGUGGGUGUGGAGCACAUGGAGUGCGAGAUCAAACUGGAGGCUCCGGCCAGCCCCGACCGCGACGUCGGCGCCGACGGGGACUCGGGGAAGGGGCUGGAGGACCCCGAGGAGUGCAAGAAGAGGAAGCGCAAGCCCUACCGGCCCGGCAUUGGCGGGUUCAUGGUGCGGCAGCGCAAGUCCCACACGCGGCUCAAGAAGGUGCCGACGGUGCUGGCGGACGUGGGGCGUGAGGGGCUGAGCACCGAGGGGCACCCCGAGGAUGGUGCUCCGGGCGAUGUCCCAGCCGAGGCUGGCCUGGAUCCGGGUUCGGGAGAGGGGGACGAGAAGAAGAAACGCCGGGGACGGAAGAAGAGCAAGUUGGAGGACAUGUUCCCCCCGUACCUGCAGGAGGCGUUUUUUGGGAAGGCGCUGAUGGACCUGAGCCGGAAGGCGCUGCUGGCAGCGGGCGGGGUGGGGGACGGGACCGCCCGCCCCUCCCUGGGCCAGGGCGCCCCAAGGCCCAAGGGGGACCCCAACCUGGCUGGGGCACUGCAGGGAGCCCCCCAGGACAGGAGGGAGACCCCCACCCACCCCCGAGGGGAUGACAGCACCGAUGGCAGCGCCGCCGCUCCCGACGAUGAUGGCAAGGACGAUGCGAAGGCCGAGGACCUGGGGGCCGAUGAGCCAAAGGAUUCCCCAGACCCUGGGGACGCCGAGAAACCGGCCACCCCGGGCGAGGGAGCGCUGAGCUCUGACCUCGACAAGAUCCCCACGGAAGAGCUGCCCAAGAUGGAGAGCAAAGACGUGCAGCAGCUCUUCAAGGACGUGCUGGGCUCGGCAGAGAGGGGGGAGCAGCCCCUCAACUGCGUGGCCGGGGGGAUGGAGGCCGGGCAGGACCCCGGCCGGGCACAGCGCCCCUUCCUGCAAGGAGACCUCCAGCUCUCGGGGCAGGGGAGCGUUUCCCUGGGCUCACUCUCCGGAUCCGUCUCCUUGGACUCGUAUUCAGGGGUCUGCCAGUCCCCGUUCCUCGACAGCAGGGAGCGGAGCGGCUUCUUCAGCCCAGACCACUGCGAGCCCGAGAGCCCCUGGGCCAGCAGCUCGGCCGCCACCACCCCCUCGACCCCCACGACGCCCACGACAGAGGGGGAGGGCGACGGCCUGUCCUACAACCAGCGCAGCCUCCAGCGCUGGGAGAAGGACGAGGAGCUGGGCGAGCUCUCCACCAUCUCCCCCGUCCUCUACGCCAACAUGAACUUCCCCAAUCUCAAGCAGGAUUAUCCAGACUGGUCGAGCCGCUGCAAGCAGAUCAUGAAGCUCUGGAGGAAGGUCCCUGCCACGGACAAAGCCCCGUAUUUGCAAAAGGCCAAAGAUAACCGGGCGGCUCAUCGCAUCAACAAGGUGCAGAAGCAGGCCGAGAGCCAGAUCAACAAGCAGACCAAAGGGGAGGGACUGCGCAAGCCGGAGAGGCCCUCGCUGCACCUGCGGAUCCCGGUGCCGCCGGGGGCACAGCCCGUCUACAUCAGCAGCCCCCCCGCCGCCGGCGAGGGCUUCCUGAAGCCCCCGGCGGGUGCCGGAGCGGGGCCGGAGUCUCCCAGCGAGCUUUUCCUCAAGCUCCCGCCCCAGUCCCCCGCCCAAGUGCCUUCGCACGACCCCUACGGCGGCACCUACGCGUUGGAGCCCCGCUUCCCCUCACCCCUGGGCCAGAGCCCCACGGCGGGUGCCGCCUUCCAGCCCUUCCCAGGCCAGCCCCAGCCCCUCACCGCCCCCCGAGCCCCUCCCGACUUCCACCCCACGCCCCCCGGAACCCCCCGGCACCAGCCCGGCACCCCGGACCCUUUCCUGAAGCCCCGGUGCCCCUCCUUGGACAACCUCUCGAUGCCGGGGAGCCCUGGGGCACGGCCCCCCGAGGCCCUGCUCUCUCCCCUGCCUUUCGGGGAGCAGAAGAAGGGUCUGGAGGUGAAGAAGGAGGAAGGGGGGGCGAGCCUGGGGGUCUGCUCGCCCGGCUAUGCCUCCGCCAUGGGCUAUGGGGACUCCCCGGGCGGCCCCCACCUCUCGGCUGCGGAGCUGAAGGCGGCCGACGUCUUCAAAGCCCCCAUGACCCCACGGGUCUCUCAGGUAGAGCCGCAGAGCCCGGGGCUGGGGCACCGGCCCCCCGACCCCCACCCCUUGGCCCCCUCGCCCCCCGGCCACCCCGAUCUCUACCGCCAGUCCCCCUACCUGGACCCCUACUCGCAGCCCCCACUGACGCCCCGGCUGCAGCCCCCCGAGGCCUGCUGUGCCCUCCCGCCCCGCUCCCUGCCCUCCGAGCCCUUCUCCCGCGUCCCCGCCAGCCCCCAGUCCCAGUCCAGCUCCCAGUCGCCCCUCACCCCCCGCCCGCUCUCCAACGAAGCCUUCUGCCAGUCCCCCGUCACCCCCCGCUUCCAGUCCCCCGAUCCCUACUCCCAACCGCCCUCCCGGCCCCAAUCCCGGGACCCCUUCACCCCCCUGCACAAGCCCCCCCGGCCGCAGCUGCCGGAGCCGGGGUUCAAGCCUGGCGGGGGUUUUGGGGGCGCCCCGGGGGGUGAGCCCCACGCCAAGGCACCGGCGGGGCCGCAGCCGCCCUUCGCCCGCUCCCCCGGCGCCAGCGUCUUCCCGGGCAGCCAGACCCCCAUGCGCUUCACCUUCCCCCCGGCCGUCUCGGAGCCCCUCAAGGGCUCCCCGUCCCACCAGCCCCAUGGGAUCAACAGCCAUUACGGCUCUGGGAAACCCCAGAGCUCGGCCUAUGCCUCGUCCCCCGGCUUCCACCAGGCCGGCAGCCCCCUGGGCCCGGGCACGGCUGCCCCUGACACCUACAGCCUCUCGCCCCUGCGGCCCCCGUCGGUGCUGCCGCCGCAGCCCCCGGCCCCCCCGCAGCAGCAGGACCCUUCCGGAGCCUUCCUGCCCCGCGCCGCGCUGGGACCGACGGCCGACAAGAGGGAGGAGGCGGCCGUGGGGCUCUCGGCGCCCCCAAACCGGGACCUGGCGGAGCUGCCCGGCGGCCAGGAUGGGGCCCUCGGCACCAUGAGCCAGUCGGAGCUGGAGAAGCAGCGGCAGCGCCAGCGGCUCCGGGAGCUGCUGAUCCGGCAGCAGAUCCAGCGGAACAGCCUGCGGCAGGAGAAGGAGAGCGCGGCCGCUGCCGCCACCUCCUCGCCCGCCACCUGGGCCCCCGAGGCCGCCGGGCAGGGCUUCGAGCUGAGCCGGGGCAUGGCCCCCUACCAGCCAGCACAGGACAAGGGACUCCUCGGGACCUUGGCCACGGCAGCUGGCGCCGGGAAGCUGCCCGGUUCCGUCAUGGUGCAGGCGGCGUUUCCCCAGGACGAGCGGCUCUCCCGACCCCCACCGGCGGCCACCCCGGCCACGCUGGACAUCAACGGGCGGGCGACAGUGGGGCCCCCCCAGGCCUUCUACCCCCGCGGGGUCUUCCCAGCACCAUCUCCGCAGCAGCAGCAGCAGCAGCACCUCUGGCAGCAGCAGCAGCAACAGGCGGCCGUGGCGGCCCUGCGGCUCCCCGUGACCUCCCGCUUCGCCCCCCCGGCUGCCGGGACCCCCAUGGGCAGCCUGGGCACCCGCCUGGCAGCCCCCGCCGAGGCCGUGCCCCCCUUGUCCACCCCCCUGGGCGCUCCCUUCAUCGAGCUGCGACACAACGUGCAGAAGGGACCCGGGGGGGUCGUGGGGUCCCCCUUUGCCCCCCAGGCGCCCCGGCCUCGCUUCUUCCUGCCCGGGGAGGAGGGCACAGCCCAGGCCCUCUGCAGCCCCGUCGUGCCCAUGCAGGCGCUGCCGCCCCAGAAGGUUCCGGCGCCGCUCCCGCCCGCGUCCCCGCAGGGAGCAGAGAUGGGCAACAGCCACCAGCAGCCCCACGCCAAGGCGGCCCCCCCGCCACUGCCGGCCCCCACCCUGGAGCUGCAGCACGUCCCCCCCCGCCCGCUGUCCUCGGGCACUGCCCUGCGCCCCGAGGGUCCCAAGGAUGGCCCCGCUCCAGACCCGGCGCCGGCCCCAGGGAAGAGCCACCUGAGCCUGGAGGGGGCACGGCUGCCCUGCGAGGUGCCCGUGGAGCCCGACUUGGAUGACGACUUUGGCUCCCACAAGGACUUGGAAGACGACGACGAUUUGGCCAACCUGAGCCUGGAUCCGGACGUGGCCAAGGGGGACGACGAUUUGGACAACCUGGACAGCCUGGAGACAGCAGACCCCCACCUCGACGACCUGCUGAACGGCGACGAGUUCGACCUGCUGGCCUACACCGACCCCGAGCUGGACACCGGGGACAAGAAGGACAUCUUCAACGAGCACCUGCGCCUGGUCGAGUCGGCCAACGAGAAAGCCGAGCGUGAGGCCCAGCUCAAGACGGAGCCGCCAGCGCCCGCCUUGAAGCUCCCCGACCCCGGGGACAGCAAAGAUGUGACCCCAUCCGCGGAGAACCAGGAGGUGCCCAAGGAAGGGCUGGUGCCCAGUGCGAGCUUGGGACCCUCUGCCUGCCCCGCGGGCGCCGUGCUGGCCCCUGACCCGGCUUUCAAGGCGCAGGGUGCGGAGGCAAAGCCCGGCUCGCUGCCCACCGAGGUGAAGCCCAAGCUGGAGGAUGGUUGUCUGAAGACCUCGCCCUGCCAGUUCACCGCCGCCGGCUCCGAGCGGCUCCCAGUGCCCGUCAAGUCGGAGGGGCUGCAGGGCACCGACAAAAUCUCUGCCUCGCUGGGGCUGAGCCUCAAACCCGGCCAGACCCUCCUGAGCCCCGGCGCCGGCCCCGCUCGCCUCGGCCUGACUCAGUUCCCCAACAGUGGCCACGCCAGUGUCCCCGUGCCGGACAAGGACCCCUACGCUGCCCCCGGCCGCGGGCUGGCCCCUGCCCAGCUGGGCAGCCAGAGCAACCCCUUGCUGGAGAAGUUCGAGCUGGACAGCGGAGCUCUGGGGCUGGGCAGCGCCCGGCACUCGCCGGCGGACGACCUGGACAAGAUGGAGAGUUCGCUGGUGGCCAGCGAGCUGCCGCUGCUCAUCGAGGACCUGCUGGAGCACGAGAAGAAGGAGCUGCAGAAGAAGCAGCAGAUGUCGGCCCACCUGCCCCGCAGCACCCCCCACCUCCCGGCCCCGGGGCACCCCAUGCUGCACGCGGGGGCGGCCGGGCAGCCCCCCGAGGGGCAACCGCCCCGCCUGGGCGCCCCUCAGACCCCCCUCCAGCUGGGGCUGGUGGCCCGGCCGCCGCUGAUGCCACCACAACCCCCCCGGCUCGGCACACCCCAGCAGGGCCCGGCGCUGGCCCCCCACAUGGGCAUGGCCUCGGGGCAGCCCCACGUGCUGGCGUCUCCCCAUGGGGUGCAGGUGGCCCUGGGGCAGCCGCAGCAGAGCCAGCAGCAGGUGCUGGUGCAGAAGCCGAUGGCUGGGGUGCAGCCCCCCACCCUGGGCCUGAAGCCCCCCCAGCUCGUCAUGCAGCAGCAGUUGGCCAACAGCUUCUUCCCAGACACAGACCUGGACAAGUUUGCGGCUGAGGACAUCAUGGACCCCAUUGCCAAAGCCAAGAUGGUGGCACUGAAGGGCAUCAAGAAGGUGAUGGCUCAGGGCAGCAUUGGGGUGGCCCCGGGCAUGAACAGGCAACAGGUUUCCCUGCUGGCCCAGCGGCUCUCGGGGGGCCCAGCAGUCUCUGAGAUGCAGAACCACUUGCUGGCAGGGAGCGGGCAGGAGCGAAGUGGCACAGACCCAACCCAGGCUCGCCCCAACCCACCCACCUUCGCACAGGGCGUCAUCAACGAGGCUGACCAGCGGCAGUACGAGGAGUGGCUGUUCCACACGCAGCAGCUGCUGCAGAUGCAGCUGAAGGUGCUGGAGGAGCAGAUCGGGGCUCACCGCAAGUCCCGCAAGGCGCUCUGUGCCAAGCAGCGCACGGCCAAGAAGGCUGGCAGGGAGUUCCCCGAGGCCGACGCCGAGAAGCUGAAGCUGGUGACGGAGCAGCAGAGUAAGAUCCAGAAGCAGCUGGACCAGGUGCGGAAGCAGCAGAAGGAACACACCAACCUCAUGGCCGAGUACCGCAACAAGCAGCAGCAGCACCAGCACCAGGCCUCGGCCGUGAUGGCCCUGAGCCCCUCGCAGAGCCCCCGCCUCAUGUCCAAGCUCCCGGGGCAGCUCCUCUCAGCACACGGGGUGCAGCAGCCCGGGGUGGGAGCGCAGGGCCUCGGGCAGCAACCGGGGCAACCCGGGGGGCUGCGCCUGUCCCAGGGCGGCGUGUCCAUGGCCGUGCAGCAGGGCCUGUCCUUCAUGGGGCAGCAGGCCAUGGGGAACUCCCCGGGACCCGGCUCCUCCAGCGCCUUCUUCGCCGGGAACCCCGCGCUGCGCGGGCUGGCCGCCGACAGCCGCCUGAUGCAGGAGCGGCAGCUCCAGAGGAUGCAGCUGGCGCAGAAGCUGCAGCAGCAGAACAUGCUGGGACAGGUGGCACUGCCGCAGCAGCAGCAGCAGCAGCCGGGCGUGAUGGGACAGAGCUCCAUGCAGCAACCGGGCGUGAUGGGCCAGGUGUCGCUGCAGCAGCCAGGGGUGAUGGGACAAGUGUCCAUGCAGCAGCAGGGUGUGAUGGGACAGGCCCCCAUGCAGCAGCCAGGAGUGAUGGGACAGGCGUCCAUGCAGCAGCCAGGAGUGAUGGGACAGGCGUCCAUGCAGCAAUCAGGUGUGAUGGGACAGGCAUCAAUGCAGCAAUCAGGUGUGAUGGGACAGACGUCACUGCAGCAAUCAGGUGUCAUGGCACAAGCGUCGAUGCAGCAACAGGGCGUGAUGGGUCAGGCCUCCAUGCAGCAGCCCGGUGUGAUGGGACAGGCGUCGCUGCAGCAGCCCGGUGUGAUGGGACAGGCAUCCAUGCAGCAGCAGGGCGUGAUGGCCCAGGCAGCCAUGCAGCAGCCGGGUGUGAUGGGACAGACGUCGAUGCAGCAACAGGGCGUGAUGGGUCAGGCGUCCAUGCAGCAGCAGGGUGUGAUGGGACAGAGCUCCAUGCAGCCACAGAGCAUCGUGGCUCAGACAUCCAUGCAGCAGCCGGGCAUGAUGGGACAAGCUUCGAUGCAACAGGCAGGUGUGAUGGCGCAGACGUCGAUGCAGCAGCCGGGCAUGAUGAGCCAGGCGUCCAUGCAGCAGCCGGGGGCGCUGGGCCAGGCCCCGAUGCAGCCGACGGCCGUGGCGGGGCAGCCCGGCCUGCUGGGGCAGCAGCAGCAGCCCCCGACCCCCCAGCCCGGCGCGGGGGCUCAGCCCAUGGUGCCCAAGGCCGGGGGGCUGCUGGGCAGCCAGCAGAGCCUGCUGGUGCAGCAGCUCUCGCCCCAGCAGCAGCCGGGCGUGCUGGGCCACGCGCCGGCGCCGGGGCUGCAGCACCAGCCCAUGCUGGGCCACCCCCAGCCCCAGCGCCAGGUGCUCCUGGCCCCCCACCAGCAGCGGGUGCUGGGCUCGCCCCAGCUGGCACCGCAGACUCCGGGGAUGCUGAGCCACCGGCUCGUGCUGUCCCAGCAGCUGGGGCAGUCGCGGGCGCUGCUGACCCCGCAGCAGCAGCAGCAGCAGCAGCAGCAGAACUCGGCGGCCGCCCAGCCGGGCCUCCUGGGGCUGGGCCAGGGGCAGGCCUCGAUCCAGCACUUUCCGCAGCACGGGGCGGGGGGCCAGGCCCCCUCUGUGCUGCACCUGAGUCAGGGAAUGCAGCCGGCCCCGGCGGUCCUGGCUGCCAAGGACCAGCCCACGGGGGUGGAUGGCGGCGUCCUGUCCACCGAGGGCGGCGAGAGCGGGGGGCAGCUGCACGGGGAGCAGCAGGGACCCCUCAACCCCCAAGGGCUGGGGGGCCCGGAGGCCGUGGCCCCCAAGCACCAGGCUGAGCUGGGGCAGGGCCAGCAGCUCCUCUUGGCCUCCCCACAGCCGGGAAUGCUGCGGGCAGCCCCUGGGCAGCAGGGUGCCCUGCUCGCCCCGCCGCUGCAGAGCCCCGGGGCCGCCCACCCCGAGCUGUCCCAGCAGCAGCACGGGGACACGGCUGGGGUGGCAGAGCCGCCGCUGGGCUGCGGGACGGGCCCGGCACAGGGCAUGGCACAGGGCAUGGUGCCGGCGCCGCGGCCCCCGGAGCAGCCGGGCAAGGGGCCGGCGGGGGCCCUGCAGGGGCAGCCCCAGCCCCCGCGGCUCCAGAGCCCCGGGCAGCACAAAGCGGGGCCGGCACCGGGCACGGCCACGCUCCCCACGGGGCUCCUGGGGCAGGUGCCGGGGCCGGUGAUGGGCCAGAUCCGGGCGCAGCUCCAGGGUGUCCUGGCCAAGAACCCGCAGCUGCGGCACCUGACGCCGCAGCAGCAGCAGCAGCUCCAGGCCCUCCUGGUGCAGCGGCACCAGCAGAGCCUCCUGCAGCAGAGCCAGGCGCUCCGGACCCCCGGCCCCUUCCCCGGGCAGGCCCCGGACUACGGCUCGCCCGCCGCCCGCCAGCCCCCUCGCCCCAUGGGGUCCCUCUUCCAGCCCCGGCCGGGCACCCCGGCAGAGGCACAGACCAGCUUUGCUGCCGAGCCGGGGCGGGCGCUGCCAGGGCAGCCCCCUCAGCAGCCCCCCCAGCAGCCCCUGGCAGAGCUGGUGCAGGCAGCCCUGGCUGCCCGUGGCCCCCAGCCCGGCCUUGUCCGCCUCCCCACUCCACCAGCCCCCUCGCCCCUGGGCUGUGCCCCCCAGCACGUGGCCAGCCCCGAGCAGAGCCCCCAAGAGCCAAAGAAGACGUCGCCGGGGGUCCCGGCCUCGACCCCCAGCCCCGCAGUGCCCGCAGAGCCGGGGCUGACGCCCACGCCGAGCGCUGCCCUCCCUGACCCAGCACGCGGCCCCUGGGACCCCGAGGCGCCCGGGGCGGACCCAGCCGACCCCAGUGAGAUCCACAUCAACGGGGCAGUGCCAGAGGGGGCCCCCGCGGCGGGCGAAGCCCCCCAGGUGUUGGUGAAGCAGGAGCCGAAGGAGGAGGCGGCGGCAGCGGCGCAGUGUGAGCUGGACGGAGACGAGACGGCGAAACCGGAGGCCAACGGGGACCCUGGGGCCGGCCAAGCCAACAGCCUGCUGGCCCCGGGCGGGCGCUCCGAGGCCGGGCACCUGCUGCUGCAGAAGCUGCUGCGGGCCAAGAACGUGCAGCUCUCGGCGCAGAGCCCGGGCGAGCUCAAUGGGCACACGGAGAGCCGGAGCGCCGGGAUGGAGCCGCGGCCGCAGCCGCUGCUGCUGGGCCGGGAGGACCCCUCCAUCGCCAGGAAGCCGGCGCCCACCAAGCCCAAGCGGGUGCAGAAAGGCAACGAGCGGAUCCCGGCUUCCCGCAAGAAGCUGCGGAAGGACGAGGGGCUGCGUCCCGGCGAGGCCCUCAUGAGGCAGCUGAAGCAGGAGCUGUCGCUGCUGCCGCUGACGGAGCCGACCAUCACCGCCAACUUCAGCCUCUUCGCGCCCUUCGGCAGCAGCCCCAUCAACGGGAAGAGCCAACUGCGGGGCGCCUUCGGCAGCGCCGUGCUCGACAGCGUCCCUGACUACUACUCCCAGCUGCUCACCAAGAACAACCUCAGCAACCCGCCCACGCCGCCCUCCUCGCUGCCCCCCACGCCCCCUCCCUCCGUGCAGCAGAAGAUGGUGAACGGUGUCACGGCCCCCGAGGAACUGGGCGAGCAGCCCAAGGACGCCGACCCAGCCCGCGAGCCCCACGGCCAGAAGGACACACCGGCUGUGGAGGUGAAGAGCCUGGACCUGCUGGCAGCUCUGCCCACCCCGCCACACAACCAGACCGAGGACGUCAGGAUGGAGAGCGACGACGAGAGCGACUCCCCCGACAGCAUCGUCCCUGCCUCAUCCCCCGAGAGCGUCCUGGGCGAGGAGCUGCUGCGAUUCCCGCUGCUCAGCGAGGCCAAGCCGGAGCUGGAGGAGCGUGUGCUGUCUCCCAUCAUCCCCAUCAUCCCCCGGGCCAGUAUCCCAGUGUUCCCUGACACAAAACCCUACGAGGCCUCAGAGCCCUUUGGGGCCCCCCCAGGGAAGGUGGGGGCAGCAGGCCCGGGAGCCCCGUGGGAGAAGGGCAAGAGCAGCGAGGUCUCUGUCAUGCUGACGGUGUCCGCGGCGGCCGCCAAGAACCUCAAUGGGGUAAUGGUGGCCAUGGCUGAGCUGCUGAGUGUGAAGAUCCCCAGCUCCUACGAGGUGCUGUUCCCCGAUGGCCCCGUGCGAGUGGCCGUGGUCGAGGCCAAGAAGGUGGAGGCUGAUAUGGCUGGGAUGCUCGGAGGGAAGGAGAAGGCGCUGGCUGGGAAGGUGCCCGACAGCAGCUCCGAGUGGCUGAAGCAGUUCGACGCGGUGCUGCCUGGGUACAGCCUCAAGGGCGAGCUGGACCUUCUGACGCUGCUCAGACAGGAGAGCCCCGCACCCGAGAAGACCCUUCACCACUGCUACGUCAACAACGUGUCCAACCUGGACGUGCGGCAGCUCUCGGUCAUGCCCCAGGAGCCCUCGCCCCCUCUAUCCCCCUCCGUCCCCUCCCCGUCCAGCCCUGCCGAGCCCACCAGGGUCCCCAACCCCGAGGUGGCCCUCGAGGCCGCCCCGGCCCCGCCGUCGCCGCUGCUGCCGGCCCCCUCGCCGGCCCCCCAGGAGGAAGGGGCCACGGCCCCCCACUCGCCGCCCCGUUUCAAGCCGCGCUCGCGGCCGCCCGAGGACGGGGACGAGGCGCGGCCGCGGCUGAAGAAGUGGAAGGGGGUGCGCUGGAAACGGCUGCGCUUCCUCGUCACCAUCCAGAAAGGGGGGGCCAAGCGCGACGGCGACAAGGAGAUCGCCGAGUUCAUCGACAAGCUGGGCACCACCCUGCGCCCCGAGAAGGUGCCGCGGGACCUGCGCAAGUGCUGCUUCUGCCACGAGGAGGGCGACGGGGCCACGGACGGGCCGGCCCGCCUGCUCAACCUCGACCUCGACCUCUGGGUCCACCUGAACUGCGCCCUGUGGUCCACGGAGGUGUACGAGACGCAGGGCGGGGCCCUGAUCAACGUGGAGGUGGCCCUGCACCGCGGGCUGCUCACCAAGUGCUCCCUGUGCCAGAAAACCGGCGCCACCAACAGCUGCAACCGCAUCCGCUGCCCCAGCGUGUACCACUUCGCCUGCGCCAUCCGCGCCAAGUGCAUGUUCUUCAAGGACAAGACCAUGCUGUGCCCCCUGCACAAGCUGAAGGGGCCCUGCGAGCAGGAGCUCAGCAGCUUCACCGUGUUCCGCCGCGUGUACAUCGAGCGGGACGAGGUGAAGCAGAUCGCCAGCAUCAUCCAGCGCGGGGAGCGGCUCCACAUGUUCCGCGUGGGCGGGCUGGUCUUCCACGCCAUCGGGCAGCUGCUGCCCCACCAGAUGGCCGAUUUCCACAGCGUCACCGCGCUCUACCCCGUGGGCUACGAGGCCACGCGCAUCUACUGGAGCCUGCGGACCAACAACCGCCGCUGCUGCUACCGCUGCACCAUCUGCGAGAACAACGGGCGCCCCGAGUUCGUCGUGCAGGUCAUCGAGCAGGGCCUGGAGGAUCUCGUCUUCUCUGACUCCUCGCCGCAAGCCGUCUGGAACCGGAUCAUCGAGCCGGUGGCGAUGAUGAGGAAGGAGGCCGACAUGCUGCGGCUCUUCCCGGAGUACCUGAAGGGCGAGGAGCUCUUCGGCCUCACGGUGCACGCGGUGCUGCGCAUCGCCGAGUCGCUGCCGGGCGUCGAGAGCUGCCAGAACUACCUGUUCCGCUACGGGCGCCAUCCCCUGAUGGAGCUGCCACUGAUGAUCAACCCCACCGGCUGCGCCCGCUCCGAGCCCAAGAUCCUCACCCAUUACAAGAGGCCCCACACCCUGAACAGCACAAGCAUGUCCAAGGCCUACCAGAGCACGUUCACGGGCGAGACCAACACGCCCUACAGCAAACAGUUCGUGCACUCCAAGUCCUCCCAGUACCGGCGCCUGAAGACGGAGUGGAAGAACAACGUGUACCUGGCGCGCUCCCGCAUCCAGGGGCUGGGGCUCUACGCGGCCAAGGACAUCGAGAAGCACACGAUGGUCAUCGAGUACAUCGGCACCAUCAUCCGCAACGAGGUGGCCAACCGGCGGGAGAAGAUCUACGAGGAGCAGAACCGUGGCAUCUACAUGUUCCGCAUCAACAACGAGCACGUCAUUGACGCCACACUGACGGGGGGCCCGGCCAGGUACAUCAACCACUCGUGUGCCCCGAACUGUGUGGCCGAAGUCGUGACCUUCGACAAGGAGGACAAGAUCAUCAUCAUCUCCAGCCGGCGCAUCCCCAAGGGGGAGGAGCUCACCUACGACUACCAGUUCGACUUCGAGGACGAUCAGCACAAGAUCCCCUGCCACUGUGGAGCCUGGAAUUGCAGGAAGUGGAUGAACUAGCUGGGAAAAAACGGGGCUGGGGGCCGCCACCCCCGGCCUGGGAGACCUCGCCAAGCCCUUCCCCGGGGCCGCGGGAGGUGCCGGGGGCAGCCGGGCACGGAGGGAGGAGCGGCCGCGGCGCCGCCGGCCCUGCCCGGGCGGGACGGACGGACGGACGAACUGGCAACUCAGGGUUUUCUUUGCUUCGUCCUGCGAGGAAAAAAACAAACAAACAAACAAACAAACAAACAAAUGGAGUGGGGGGCUCGGAAGCCCCCCCUUCAGCACCCCCCCCUCACCGCCAGCCUCCCUCGUGGGGGAGCCACGGGGGAGCAGCGCCGGGCCCAGCGCGCGGAGCCGGCCCGGAUGUAAACGAUUAUUUUAUUCUAUUUUAUUUUAUUUUAUUUUGUUUUCGGUUCUUUUGGGUUUUUGGUUUUGUUUUGUUUUUUUUUUUUGGUUUUUCUGUUUUUUUUUGUUUUUUUGUUUUGUUUUUUUUUUUUUAGAAACUAAUAAUAUUUGCUCGCUAAUUACCAAGGUAA
Molecule: messenger RNA, 15176 nt
Organism: Neopelma chrysocephalum (saffron-crested tyrant-manakin)
Lineage: Eukaryota; Metazoa; Chordata; Aves; Passeriformes; Pipridae
Gene: KMT2D
Product: lysine methyltransferase 2D
Exons: 46
Biological process (GO): positive regulation of transcription by RNA polymerase II
Cellular component (GO): nucleus; MLL3/4 complex
Molecular function (GO): histone H3K4 methyltransferase activity; transcription coactivator activity; histone binding
Source: RefSeq, a predicted model, not a curated record